Molecule: messenger RNA, 1980 nt
Organism: Penicillium atrosanguineum
Lineage: Eukaryota; Fungi; Ascomycota; Eurotiomycetes; Eurotiales; Aspergillaceae
Product: putative phenol 2-monooxygenase
Exons: 5
Coding region: 1-1980 (659 amino acids)
Molecular function (GO): FAD binding
Source: RefSeq, a predicted model, not a curated record
AUGGCCGAAGCCAGUUAUGCCUCGGCAUCACAGACCGACGUACUCAUCAUAGGUGCUGGGCCUUCUGGCUUGAUGACAGCCUACUGGAUGGCCCGUUGCGGCGUGCGAGCCCGAAUCAUCGAUAAAAAGAGCACCAAGGUGUUCACCGGUCAAGCAGAUGGGUUGCGAGUGCGAACUCUCGAAAUUUUCGAUAGCAUUGGCUUCCAACACCGGGUCCAGCAUGAAGGCCAUGUGGCCGUUGAGGCCAACUUCUGGGCGCCUGGUCCAGAUGGAACCUUGAUUCGUCAGGGCCCAUUCUGCAGCUCUAAAGUCAACGAGUCUCCGUUUCACAACAUGCUUCUGAGUCAAGGACGAAUUGAAAGGUUCAUUCUCGAUAGUAUUAAGCAGUACUCGAAUCUCGAAGUUGAAAGGGGUGUCAUCGCUGAGUCAUUUGAGUACGAUGAAAUUGUCAAAGAUGACCAGAAUGCAUACCCCAUCACUCUCAAGUUGCGAACUCUCAGUGAGGACGAAGUGACUCCUUCCAACAAUUCUGGUGAAGGAAGGUCGCAUUCUGUUCCUGACAAGCUCAAAGAUAGUGAUCUACAUCCAGAUGAUUUGGAUGACUUGAUUCAAGAUAGCAAGAGUCGGCAAACGAAGACCGAGAUUGUCAAAGCCAAGUAUCUUAUUGGAUGCGAUGGUGCCCACAGCUGGACCCGAAAGCAGGUCGAUAUUCCACUGGAAGGGGGUGUGAUCGAUAUUAUCCCCAUCACAGACUUCCCGGACAUCCGUCGCCUGGGCACUGUGACCAACGCAUCAGGCACAAUUCUCGUCAUCCCUCGUGAAAGACGACUGGUACGCCUCUACGUGCCCGUGCAAGUUGUCGAUGUCGCCAAAAAUGGAAACGCUCGUUUCAACCGCUCGUCAAUCACUCCAGAGAUGAUCAAAGAGCGAGUCCAAGCUAUCUUGAAGCCGUACACAUUCGAUUACAAAGUCUGUGAAUGGUGGACUGCAUAUCAGAUCGGACAGCGAAUCGCGCCCACGUUCGCGAAAGAUGAUCGUAUCUUCCUCGCCGGAGAUGCAGUGCACACUCAUUCUCCUAAAGUGGGACUCGGCAUGAACAUGAGUAUGCAGGAUGGAUUUAAUGUCGGCUGGAAGGUUGCUUUGGUUGCAGCAGGGGUGGCUAGUCCUGCUAUUCUUAGCACGUAUAAUGCUGAGCGCCAUCACUUGGCUGAGAUGUUGCUUGACUUUGAUCGUCACUUGUCUGGUCUUUUCACCGAUAACAAGCCAUCGAAGGGAAUCCCAGAAGGAGGUUCUGAUAAGACGGAGAACAUGAUCAAGGUUCUUGAGACAUUUGAAGAUUUUGCGGAUGGCUUGAAGGCUUUCUAUGGUGCUAGCCCGUUGGUCUGCAAGUUUGUCAAUGAGGACAAGCUUAACCCGGGCCAUCAUCUGGUUCCGGGUGAGCGAUUCCCACCGGUCAAGCUACGCAAGCAGGCAGAUGGAAAUACACAGUGGACGACAAGAAUUUUCGAGAGUGACGGUCGAUUCCGACUGGUCAUUCUUGCUGGAGAUGUCCGUAAUGAAAUGCAGAAACAUCGGGUUGACACUCUUAGUCGGUUUCUGUCUGGUCAGCUCAAAGAAAAAGCUUCGCCUUUGAGCAGAUAUAAUGCGAUCCCGGGCCGCUUCAAGAGCCCGAUCGAUGUGGUGACGGCCCACAGCGCAUCUUGGAAGGAGACAGAGUUCUUCGACUUCCCCGAAAUCCUACGUGACCUGGACGCCACAUUGGGCUGGGGAUAUGAUAAGAUCUGGUGUGAUGACGCAUGCAUAUGGGAUCGGGACUGUGAUGGCAAAGGAUAUGAGAAGUGGGGAGUAGACCGCAUGCGUGGAUUGAUGCUGGUUGUUAGACCGGAUCAGUAUAUUGGCUGGGUGGGUGAGCUGGAACAUAUGGAUGAGAUGACCCGCUACCUAGACGGUGCUCUGAUCAAGGUCGUGACUGAGGAGUAG